This is a messenger RNA of Colletotrichum higginsianum IMI 349063, 318 nucleotides long. RefSeq lists its product as uncharacterized. The transcript has 2 exons. Lineage: Eukaryota; Fungi; Ascomycota; Sordariomycetes; Glomerellales; Glomerellaceae. The record is from RefSeq and is a predicted model, not a curated record. The coding region runs from base 1 to 318 and encodes 105 amino acids.
AUGCGCUCCAAUGGGUUGACAAGAAAACCGACAUCACGACGUCACUUUGCUCUGUUACCUCACACUGCAAAGUUGAAGCAUCAGAUCGAUGACUCGGCGACGACUAAAUUCUCAUCUAUCCACAAAAUGGUCGAAAAGUCAGCGGGUAUCUCGCAAGCACGGUGCAAGAAGCGCGUCGAUAUCGACGAGCUUGGCAAAACUGACAAUCGGAAGCUUGAGGAGCGAGUCCUGAACCCUAGAGUUCAGAUACUGGGACUCGAUGCCUCGCAUCUCUUGCUCAUGCCAUCAAAUGCUGGCCCGGAUCUGGUUGAGCACUGA